AUGGGUCGUAUGCACAGUGGUGGGAAAGGGAUUUCAAGAAGUGCUUUGCCUUAUAGGCGAUCUGUCCCAACAUGGCAAAAAAUGACGGCAGAUGAAGUGAAGGAGCAGAUAUACAAGUUAGCGAAAAAGGGAUUAUCACCAUCUCAAAUUGGUGUUAUUUUGCGUGACAGCUUUGGUGUCGCUCAGGUCAGGUGGCUAGCUGGAAACAAAAUACUUCGCAUUCUGAAGUCCAAGGGUUUGGCACCAGAUAUUCCAGAAGAUUUGUACCAAUUAGUCAAAAAGGCAGUUGCUAUUCGUAAACACUUGGGCAGGAAUGCCAAGGAUAAAGACAGCAAAUUCAGACUUAUUCUGGUUGAAAGUCGUAUCCAACGUUUGGCACGCUACUACAAAAGAAAAAGAGUUCUACCACCUAACUGGAAGUAUGAUAGUUCCACAGCGUCAACACUGAUUGCUUGA
Schistosoma guineensis is the source of this 456-nucleotide messenger RNA. Lineage: Eukaryota; Metazoa; Platyhelminthes; Trematoda; Strigeidida; Schistosomatidae. The record is from the annotation of a GenBank genome assembly.